AAAAACAAAUUCAAAGUUCAAACCGGCGCAUCCACCAUUGUGACAAAAACAAAAGUAGUUUGCGUGCAUGUUUUUUAAUGGGAAAUUCCCAUGUUCUGCUUGUUCUACAUGACAAAAUAAACCAAUAAAUCUGUCCGAUGUAAUUGGCUAAUUAGUACCGAGAUAAAAAAAAAACCUUCUCGCUUUAUCCACAUUGAAUUUUUGUCGUGAGACAACGAAUACAACAACAUCAAUUAAGCUUAUCGCGCUCAAUAACAACUGCACAAUCCGACGGACGAUUGGCGGUACCCGUUCGACUAUUAUCAAAGGAACGCCCCUUCAGUAGUACAAAAAUCCAUUAAAAUAAUCAUAGUCGUAGUAUUUUUUUCGGUCACAUUAAUUUGUACAUCCGUCGUAUCCGAUACGAACUGGAUUCUGGGUACGUAAACACUCAUCAUUUUCCUAUUAGUACUGACACAUGUUGAUUUUUAUGGUGGCAUUUAAGGUCGCUACGUCGAAACUCGGUGACUGAGCAGUCAAAUACUGAAUGAAUCCUAAAAUUCAAGGCCGAUUUUACUAGUUUCGUGUGACGCAUCGGGCGCGGGAAAUGAACCAAACUAAUGCGUAGAAUGUGAUGAAGUCAUUGACUUUUUAUUUGUAUAUUUUACUCGUGUGAUUCUUUUAUUUGAUUAAUCAAUCAAUGGAGAAAAAAUAUUCUGUUUAAUUUUGUUAUCACUAAUUUUACAUGAAAUGGGUAAUUACUUUUGGAGAGGCAAGUUUUGCAUGCCAUUAAAAAGCAAGAAAAUAAUGUUUAUCAACAAUGAGAGAUUAUUUUAAGUUUUCCAAGAAUUGAUUGACAAAUGCUGCAUGCUGAUAAUAUGAAAAGUUGUAAUUUCAUCACCCGAACGUCAGAGAUCAAUAAUUAGUCAAUAAAUUUGUAAAUUGCAGUGUCCACUAAACAAGAUAAAAAAUUGUAAAUAAAUUACAACGCAUUAAACAUUUACACAAGAUUGUUUGUUCGGGCCAUUGUCACCAAUUAAUUGCAUUUUGUAAGUGCAUACGCAAAUGACCUUAUCACCUUUUGUUUUUGUAAACGAAUUUCUAACAUAGAUACGAUAAACAUUUCAACGUUAGACGAAUUACAACGGUUGUACUUUUCCAACCAUGGAAGCAAUUAAACAGCCUUUGUCAGUGUGACAUCUUUCACAAAAAUAAAAUUAUAUCUAAAAUGGUAAAGUUUCACCUAAGUUUUGUAUGUUCCUUUAAACUACCCAAUACAGCCGAGACUCCAGUUCAAACCCCAGAACAUGUCAUCCAAGUGAACAAGCCAUUUGGAAUGAUGCAUGUUGAGUACGAACUGGUACCGAAACUUAUCUACUUCAAAUUCGAUGUUUUAUGUUGGAAACGAGUUGCCAAAAUAUUCUGUACCACCGGCACAGAAAUAACCAAAACUAUAGUGAAUGAAUCUAAAGUUUGGGUGGUUUUCACCACAACUCACGAGUUAGAGGUGUUGACCAUAGACCAACUGCGGGAGCUGCAGGCGCAUGUUAUUAAUUUUAAAAUAGUCGAGACCAAAAAUUCUCUUGGACCAUACGCCAAAAACGACCUAAAACUGAAGUCACAAAAGUUUUAUUUGAAAUCGGAAGACGUGAACAACGAGUGGUUUGCACCAGCCUUCCUGAGUGACCCCAAUGAGGAAAUGUUUGAACCGGAAUACGGUACACAGCACACGGACAUGGGAAACUGGUGUAAAAUCCACAAAGAUAUCAUCAUUAAAUCGAAUACUGGCGAAAAAAUCAAAACUAAACCCUUCGUUCCUGCAAUUACCAAAGGCAAACCAAACAUUCCUAAGAAGUCAGAUUUGUUGGUGUGCGGGGAACUGCUCUUCACAGACCCAAACUAUUCCAUAUGCAAGUACCAAGGCAAGAAAAACACAAUCAUUGAUUUUUUCGUGAUAUUUUUAGUUGAAAACCUGAUGACGGUGGAGCAAAAACUUACCCUGAAUCCGCUAGUUAUAAAGUUGAAAAAAUUAAGUAAUUUCCCUGCGGAGGAAUUAAUACGACAGGGUUUCGUUUCGUUGACCGCCUCCUACGAAAUACCAAAUCUAGUUCAGUGUGUCACCGCCCCAAAACCCAUAACCGAAAAGAUUUACUUCCAGGAAAGUCACAUAUUUUUUACUGGACGCAUUCCCAAUCAGAUUUUGCGUGAAUAUUUGUUCAACAGACUAUUGGCAGUGCACAUUAAAGGUGUUCGUGUAAUUCCCAAAAAACCCGGGGUAAUAUUUGGUGAUUUAAAGGAGGACCCAACAAUAUACAAAAUCAAAAAAGGCCUUCCAAAAUUGCCUGAGGAGGAAGCAGUAGAACUUGCAAUCGCAAAUUUCGACGUCAGUUCAAUUUUAAAGAACGUUUGGAUCUACAAGGAAAAGGUUCAAUGUCAUGCGCCCUCAGCGACUUUAUAUUAUCCACCAAAGGUAAAGUUUGAAUAUACAAUAAGGAAGAACAUUCAGGAAAUUAACUUAAUAAAACGUGAACUACCAUCGUACAUAAAAGAGUCAAGUCUUCUAUCUAUGGGUACCGUUAUAAAACUGGAAGCGUUCGCAAUGUUCCUGAGUGAUUCCACAACGAUUUACAAAUUCGACGCGACAUUUAAAAGAUUAUUCCUGAUCAUCGGAUCACGUUCCACCGCCCAUAAAUUCUUCAACGUAGUCUUCAGACAUAAUCACGGGGUGUUCAAGAAAAGAGGGCAAGAUGUGAUAACUGGUUUCAUGAUCGUCAACUUCACCGACUGCUGCAUGUUUCUGGAGGGCCUCGCGUGCGGCUACGUGCUAGAGAUCUGGUACAUGAUCCAGAAGUCUCCCGAGACCGACCUAAAGUGUUUCAUAGAUACUUCUCUCGUCUUCCACUGCAGGCUCUACCCUAACCUGGUCUCAGACACCGGCGUCUAUGUUUUGGCCCUGGGCCAAACCCUUCCCCACAUUCUGCGGAAGCACGAAAUUUACUUAAAGGGGAACGUUCCCGCACCUUGUUUGGAGGCGCUGAAGAAACUUGAUAUGCUGCUGAUGUCAACCACAUUUAAAACAAUGGUGCAGCAGAAUUUGUUUCCGACUUCUUUGGAACUUAUGAGUUUGAAUUAUGAAUUUGGGGUACCACUCAAGUGGGAAGUUUCUAAAAUUGCUGUGGGGUUAAGGAAAUAAUGAAAUGACAUUUGAAAAUAUAGAAACAUUGUGAAAUGAACAUUUUAGACUUAUGGAAGUGCCAUUCUGAAAAGGACAAAGUUUUUAAUAAGUAUAUGUUUAGUAAUUGCUUAAAUGUAAAAGGUAAUGUCAGAUAUUGAUCAACUCAUUAAAAGUUAAAUUGUAUAAAUUACUAGAUGGAUUUUUUAAA
Molecule: messenger RNA, 3362 nt
Organism: Aethina tumida (small hive beetle)
Lineage: Eukaryota; Metazoa; Arthropoda; Insecta; Coleoptera; Nitidulidae
Exons: 1
Coding region: 1208-3172 (654 amino acids)
Source: RefSeq, a predicted model, not a curated record